Messenger RNA from Bipolaris oryzae ATCC 44560, 1425 nucleotides. RefSeq lists its product as uncharacterized. The coding region runs from base 1 to 1425 and encodes 474 amino acids. The record is from RefSeq and is a predicted model, not a curated record. Gene Ontology annotation, molecular function: aspartic-type endopeptidase activity. Lineage: Eukaryota; Fungi; Ascomycota; Dothideomycetes; Pleosporales; Pleosporaceae. The transcript is spliced from 2 exons. Gene Ontology annotation, biological process: proteolysis.
AUGAAGUCUUCGUUGUUACUCUCGGUAACUUUAGCGUCAGCUGCGGCGGCAUUAGAGUUCGUCCCGCGAGAGAAUCCAAAAGUAGUCCUACUCGAUACACAGCGCCGCAAUGUCAUUAAUCCAAUCGCCCAUGACCGGUUACGAAGACGCCAAAAUACCGUUCAAGAGACGCUCGACAACCUCGAAACUCUGUACUUCGCAAACGCAAGUUUAGGUACUCCACCGCAGAACUUCCGACUACACAUCGAUACCGGUAGCAGCGAUCUUUGGGUCAACUCAGUCAACUCAAAUCUCUGUAUGCAAGGCGGGAACCAGUGCGGAGAGUCGGGCACGUACAACGCAAAUGAAUCGUCUACAUACAAAUAUGUCAAUGGCGUCUUCAACAUUUCCUAUGUUGACGGAUCAGGCGCAUCGGGAGAUUAUGCCACAGACACGUUUCGUUUCGGAGGCAAGACAUUGAAGGACUUGCAAUUUGGUAUCGGCUAUGUUUCGAGCUCGACAGAAGGCAUUCUCGGCAUCGGAUACCCCAUCAACGAAGUCGCCGUGGGCCGCGCUGGCCUGGACCCUUAUGCUAACUUGCCUGCAAAGCUCCGCGAUGACGGCGAAAUCAAUUCCAUGGCUUAUUCCCUGUGGCUGAACGACUUGGACGCCUCGACUGGAAGCAUUCUGUUUGGUGGCGUGGAUACCGAAAAAUUCAGUGGCCAACUGCAGACGCUGCCCAUCAUUCCUGAACGGGGCCAGUUUGCCGAGUUUGUCAUUGCUUUGACUGGAAUGGGGGAGAACGGCAACGAUGGUUCUCUUUUCAAGGAUGAAAACGUACCUGUUCUUCUCGACUCUGGCUCGUCCUUGAUGUACCUGCCUGAUCAGGUUGCCAAUGCGCUGUACCAAACCUACAACGCCCAGUAUGACUCCUCGCAAGGUGCUGCCUUUGUCAACUGCGACCUGGCCAACAAGCAAGGCUCGGUCGACUUUAAUUUCUCCGGCGUCAAAAUCUCUGUUCCGCUCAAUGAACUCGUUGUCCUUGCCGCCGUCAGCCGCGGACGGCCCAUCUGCAUUUUCGGAGUUGGCCCAGCCGGCAACUCCCUAGCCGUCCUCGGAGACACCUUCCUACGCUCUGCAUACGUCGUCUACGAUCUCGAGAACAAUGAAAUCUCCCUCGCACAAACAAACUUCAAUGCUACCGCGUCAAACGUCCAGGAAAUCAAAAAGGGCACUGAUGGCGUUCCCAAUGCCAAGGAUGUUCCUAAUGCGGUGUCCACGGCUGCGAUUGGCACCGGUGGACCUAGAGUUAACGGCCCUAGCAUCACCGGGACAGUCUUACAGUCUCCUAGUGGUGCUGCUCCACCAGCCGCAACCGCAAAUCCUUGGAUCAGCGGUGCUGCCAUUGCCGGUGCUGGUAUCAUGAUGGGCUUCAAUGGCUUCUAA